AAGAUAUCACAGCAGGCAUCAAGUCUAUUGAUGGCAUCGCAUACUUGCAAAAGAGAGAGAAACUGAUACAAAUUUGUAAAAUAAGUGAAUUGGACUUGCUUUUAAGUAGGCCAAACAUGUCCUCGGAUACUCCACCUCCGCCUACCCCCUGAUUUCAGCAGUUGAUACACUACCAAUCCACGCACAGUCCUCCAAAAAGAAGUUUUCAAUGGCGGAUGCCUAUUUCUCUCUCUUCUCUCUAAUCCUCCUCAUCCCCCUCUCUAUCCUCAUCUUCCUGUACUUCAUCGUCCGACCCAGGCCCGUCCGCGUCCCAAUCAAGAAUCGCCACGUCUUCAUCACAGGCGGAUCCAGCGGAAUCGGCCUCGCCCUUGCUCACCAAUUCGCUCAGCUAGGCUCUGAUGUCACCCUCCUCGCCCGCAAUGUCAGCAAGCUCGAAGAGGCCAAGGAGUCCAUUAAGCUGGCAACGGGGCGUGACGUCAGGAUCUUCAGCGCUGACGUCAGGGAUUAUGAGAGUGUAAAGAAAGUCGUGGAGGAGGUGGGGGUAAUUGAUGUUUUGAUUUGUAAUCACGGAGUGUAUGUGCCGCAGGAGCUCGAGACGCAGGAACUAGAGGAGAUCAAAUUUAUGAUUGAUGUGAAUUUGAUGGGUACUUUUCAUUUGAUUAAGGCGGCCUUGCCUGGAAUGAAGAAGAAUAGGGUGGAGAGGGGGCCAGGUUCCAUUGCGAUCAUGUCAUCGCAGGCGGGUCAGGUUGGUAUUUAUGGUUAUACAGCUUAUUCAGCUAGCAAAUUUGCCCUUAGGGGUAUGGCAGAAGCUUUGCAACAGGAGAUAAUAGCAGACAACAUUCAUAUCUCCCUCAUCUUCCCUCCAGAUACCGAAACUCCUGGAUUUGCUGAAGGUCUAAACUCCGACUUAUUAUCCUACCUUACACUUUUGAAUUGCACAAAUUGUCCCCAGUAUCAUGCUUGUAUCUUUUCUUUUAUCUGAUUAUUGAAAUUUAGU
Molecule: messenger RNA, 997 nt
Organism: Olea europaea var. sylvestris
Lineage: Eukaryota; Viridiplantae; Streptophyta; Magnoliopsida; Lamiales; Oleaceae
Product: 3-dehydrosphinganine reductase TSC10B-like
Exons: 2
Coding region: 209-982 (257 amino acids)
Biological process (GO): sphingolipid biosynthetic process
Cellular component (GO): endoplasmic reticulum membrane
Molecular function (GO): 3-dehydrosphinganine reductase activity
Source: RefSeq, a predicted model, not a curated record